UAGAAAAUGAAGAGAGGCAGCGAGCAAAAGUCACAGGCAGUGUAGAAGGUCCUUGAAUCAUUGGCUGGUCAACAGGUGGCAAAAGGGAGAGGCUCGGUACCAAUUCAGUCCUUCGGAGAAAAGAGAGGAAGAAAGACAGUGAAGGAGGAGGAAGUUAAAGAAAGCGCUGAAGGGUCUUUUUUUUCUAAUAUCAGCAAUGACCACGAGACCCCUGUGGAGGGCCCUGUGCCCACUGGUCCUACUCUGCAGUGUGUCACCGUUCAGCUCCGCCUCCAACCACCCGGACCCAUCGGCCCCAGAGAAGGGAGGCACCUUCAGCAAUGUCUAUAAAAUCGACAUCCCAGGCAGCUCUGGUUGUAAACUUGAGCCAAGCCAGGAAGAAACAGGUCAAAUUCAGACAGAUACCACGAUGAGUGGAGAGAACAGCAUCACCUUCCGACACAACAUCAGGCUGCAGACCCCAAAGUGUGACUGUGAGGAGUCUGAGAGCUUCAAGUCGCUGUUGUACAGAGUCAACGGGCUGGAGGAGGAAGUCAACUACCUAAAGACCCAGUGCACUCAGGGAUGUUGUGGAAGCACUGGGGCUGCAGGCGUGGACACAAGCUGCAGUGGCCAUGGCACCUACCAACCCGACGCCUGCAGCUGCCUCUGUAACCCGGGGUGGGAAGGCCCGGAUUGUUCUGUCUCGUCCUGCCCUGAUGAGUGCAACGACAACGGCCGAUGUGUCAAUGGGAAGUGCGUUUGCCAGCAGGGCUUCGCGGGAGAGGACUGCAGCCAGCUCACGUGCCCAGACAACUGCAAUGACAAGGGACACUGCGUGGACGGCAGAUGCGUGUGUUUCCCGCACUUCUCCGGCGAGGCUUGCAGCGUCCAAAGGUGUCCCAACGACUGCGCUGGUAACGGCCGGUGUGUGGACGGACAGUGCAUCUGCGAAGAGGGCUUGUACGGCGUUGACUGUUCAUUGGUCCACAGUCCUCAGGGUCUGCGCUUGGUGCAGGUGACCGAUGUCUCUCUCCUGGUUAACUGGGAAACAGUUCCCGGGGCAGAGUAUUACGUUCUGAGACACCAUCCCAAAAAUGAUGACAGUACCCAGCAGUCUGUUCGGGUGUCCAACACAGAGAACUCCCACCUCAUCACAGGAUUGACUCCAGGAGCCACCUAUAUUGUCCAAGUGUAUGCUGUCAUCAAAGAAAUCCAAAGUGAAGCAGACAAGAUUGAAGCAACCACAGAAGUUUCCGCCAUUAAUGGCAUCAGAGUUCUUGGCCAGACAGAAGUCUCUAUCCACUUGGACUGGAAGAACCCGUCAGCUGAAGUGGAUCAUUUCAGGCUCACGCACACCGAUCCCUCCGGACAGGAGGAGGAGCAGAACGUGCUGAGGAACCAAGAGGCGCGCACCAAACACACUAUUGUUGGUCUUUUUCCAGGAACAGAGUACCAGAUAACAGUGCAGGCCAUGAAAGGGACCAAUGAGGGAAAACCGUCUUCUGUCACUGCCGCCACAGACAUUGACGCUCCCACCAACCUGAUCACCAAGAAAGUGACAGAGGACACCGCAACGGUUUCAUGGGAUCGUGUCCAGGCAGAAAUCGAUGGCUACAUGUUGAGCUACACCACCCCUGAGGGCUCCAGCGCCGAGAUCCCCGUGGGACGGGACAGCACCUCGUACAGGCUGGUUGGCUUGAAGCCUGGAGUUCUCCACUUUGUAAACGUCUGGGCCUUCAAAGGCAACAGCGUCAGCAGAAAGAGUUCAACCACAGCUCACACAGAGAUGGACGCUCCUAAGAUCAUGGCCCAUGAAGAAACAGAUUCCAGCUUCAGGGUGUCCUGGGAUCACAUCCUGGCAGAAAUCGAUAGCUACGUCUUAGCCUACAGCUCUUCUGAGGGCUCAAGUGAGGAAAUCAAAGUUGGGUCUGACACUACUUCCUACAUGCUGAGUGGCCUGAGGCCUGGUGUCCUCUACACUGUCUACAUUUGGGCCAUCAAGGGGAGCAGAGCCAGCAGGAAGAGCUCAACCCAAGCGGAGACAGAUCUGGAUGCUCCCACAAACCUCUCGGCCCGAGAUGAAACAGAGUCCAGCUUCAGUGUGUCAUGGGAUCCAGCCCAUGCUGAGAUAGAUGGCUACAUCCUGACCUACAGCUCCUCAGAGGGGAAUAGUGGGGAGAUACCAGUGGGGCCUGAAAAAACCUCUCACACUCUGACCAGUUUGAGGCCUGGGGCUUUCUACACUGUCCACAUCUGGGCCGUCAAAGGAAACAAAGCCAGCAAGAAGAUCUCAACACAGGCGCAGACAGGUAUUGAUGCUCCAAAGGACUUGAAGGCAACAGAUGUGACGCUUGAGUCUGCUUUUUUGACAUGGGUUCCUCCUCUUGCGGACAUCGAGGGCUACGUUCUUACCUACAGAGAUGAGGAUGGCAACAUGGAGACGGUUAAAAAGCAGCUUGGUGCUCACGAGAGCAGUUACGCUGUAUCGGGUCUGGAGUUAUUAAAGAGAUACGUUGCUAGCAUCGUUGCCUACAAGGGAAACAAGAGGAGCAAGGUGGUGGAGACCACCUUCAGAACAGUUGGCAUCAUGUACCCUUUCCCCAUGGACUGCACUCAGAUCAUGAAGAAUGGCAAAAAGAAGAGUGGUAUUUACACCGUCUACAUUAACAAUGACGACUCCAAACCUAUUGAAGCGUAUUGUGACAUGGAGACUGAUGGAGGCGGCUGGCUGGUGCUCCAACGGCGCAAUUCUGGCAAACUGGACUUUAUGAAGCGCUGGAGACAGUACAUAGCAGGGUUUGGCAACAUGACAGAUGAGUUCUGGAUCGGUCUGGAUAAGAUAUAUAAGCUCACCAACACUCCUACUCAGUACGAGCUGAGGUUUGACCUGGGCCUGGGUGCUGAGAGAGCCUAUGCUGUGUACGACAACUUUAAGAUUGCCCCGGUCAAGCAGAAUUUCAAAAUCACCAUCGGCACGUACAGUGGAACAGCAGGUGACGCGAUGACCUACCACCAAGACCAGGCCUGGACUACUGUUGAUAAAGAUAACGACAUCACAAUGAGUAACUGUGCCCUGAACCACCACGGCGCCUGGUGGUACAAGAACUGUCAUCUCACCAACAUCAACGGGAAGUGGGGGGACACCAGGCACAGUGUGGGAGUGAAUUGGAAACCGUGGAAGGGCCACCUUGUGUCCCUCGACUUCACCGAGAUGAAGAUCCGACCUGUGGGAGCCUCGUCCAGCAGGAGGAGCCGAUCGUUGGCGGCCAGAAAGAAGAGCAGGACCACAAAUCUCCAAAAGAAAUGAGAGAGCACCUCCCACUUCAGCCACACCGGUCGUCACCCCUCCCGUUAACCUGCCAUCCCACCAGUCGACCUGCCUUCGUGUUCCUCAAAUCCUGGACAAUAUGUACACUUUAUUAUCGGUUUCCUUGUGGUUGUGGGGAUGCGGCAAAUAGAAAAAUGCUGUUAUUUUGAAGUGAGGUUUAGUCUCAUACAGUAUAUUGCAUUAUAAUGCAGUACUUAUUCUUAAAUACUUCUGUUUCACUGAUUCCAAUAGUAACAUUCAUUAUGAAUCAGUAGAUUCAGUUAGAUGUGUGUGCAUGAAAUGAAAGUUUUCCUCCCUUACUCCAUUUUCAUUUAACUUUCUUUUCAAACCUCGGGGCAGAGCCUAGGUUGUUUUAUAUUGUGUGUUAUAUGUGUUCCUUUAUUUUCAGGUCAAGUCUGAAGAAUCAGUUUGCUACAGCCCUGAGUUUAUUGACUAUGAAGCUGGCUGGCUGUGUCACAUUCAGUUGUCGCUAACACAUCACAUUAGUUUGUGUGGGACGAGCCAGAGAAUAAUAAUGGAUGUCUGUCUGAAUGACCAUAUUGCUCCUGCUUUACAUUCAUAAGGUAUUGACAACGGAAAUCAAUCAAUGUGAUGUGGCCACGUCAAGCGCCAACAAGGAUCAAGUGUGUUUGCACCAUCCUCAGGGGCUUAAUGAACAAACCCUCUUUUUCAAUUUGGAAAGAUGACAAAUGUUAUUAAUAGUGCGUUGACUUUGGCUUCAUGACGUCAUAACAAUUUUAUACAUUUAUUAAAAAGUGUUGUUUUAUGAGACAAGGAUGGAGCACAUCAUUCAACAUUUCCGUUGAACUGCCAGAACCUCCGCCCCGCUUUCAUUUUGCAUUCACCAAAACGUCUUCAUAAACCUUCAUGGCUCAUAGGUUUUUAUUCCAACAAAUCCUUGAUCAGGUUUUUCAAAGUCAGGAAACUAAGGAAUAUAAAAUAUAUAUAUAUAAUAUAUAUACAUGAAUGUAUUUGGUUUAACUAAUUACAUAGUUACAUUAUAGCUCCCCAUUUAUAUUUGUACCACACAUUCACGCAAAGAGUAAAUAAAUAAAGGUUUUGUUACAUUAUAAUAUAUUGGCUACAUAUAUAUUCUAUAUUGGCUCCCAUUGGAGGAGGCUUAUAUUUUCAUAAAUGUAACAUUUUUGGAUUAAGUCUCCUAAUACAUUUCACUAUAUUGUAAUUUUUUAUAGCCCUAAGGGAUACAGAUUGAGCAAAUAGAAGUAAGAAUAAUUUCUUGAAUUUAGAAGUUGAACUGCUACCAUGUGACGGGGUUUAAAUAAACUGCUACUGUAUUGCUGCACUAGUGUAUCACUGUAAUCAUCCAUCUUGAUAUAACACUAGUAAUCUACAGACAUGCUAAGUGCUGUUUUGAUCUUGAUAGUGGCAAAAAAAAAAGAUACGAUGUUGAAUGAGUUUUCAACA
This is a messenger RNA of Pungitius pungitius (ninespine stickleback), 4735 nucleotides long. RefSeq names its product tenascin N (gene tnn). The transcript has 19 exons. Gene Ontology annotation, biological process: regulation of cell adhesion. Gene Ontology annotation, molecular function: protein binding. Gene Ontology annotation, cellular component: perisynaptic extracellular matrix. Bases 197 to 3289 code for a protein of 1030 amino acids. Lineage: Eukaryota; Metazoa; Chordata; Actinopteri; Perciformes; Gasterosteidae. The record is from RefSeq and is a predicted model, not a curated record.